AUGGGAAACAGCGCAGCGAGCAAUGCUGGGAAGACUAUUGCCAAGGGCAUGAAGCUCCCGAACGUAACCUUGGAUAAGGGGUUCCCGCCGAAGAAGAUCCCGCUUCAAGAGAUCAUCGGUGGCAAAAAGGUGGUGAUGGUGGGCUUGCCGGGUGCCAAGGGCGUCUCUGAUGUCAUUGUCUACUGCGUGAACGACACCGCAGUGAUGGAUGCUUGGGCGAAGGACCAGAAGAUCGAUGGCUCCAUCGUGUCUUUCUACGGUGACAGCGGCUCGCUGCUCACCAAAGAGAUUGGCCUUGAGUUGACCCAUGCAGGGGUCAUGGCUGCGUUGGGCAACCCCCGGUGUAAGAGGCAUGCCAUGAUCGUGGACGACAUGGAGGUGAAGGACGUCUGGGUCGCGGCCUCGGAGGAGGACCCUGCUGGUGACGCCAAGCCCGAGGACACGAUGGCCAGCAUGGCACCGUUGCAUGGCCGGCGGCGAGCCGUGCAGGGCCGUUACAGCGAUAGGCCGAGGCGGUGUGCCCCCCUUUCAGCUGCUUGUGCGCUGGCUGCAGUCGCUCUUCUUUGGGCAGGCUCCCGAAGCGUCAGCUUCUCCGAGCCGAGGAGUUCGGCACCUUGCCCUUCCCGGCGAGAAGCAGUAGCUGCACUCAUACCUGGACUAGCUGUGACGGGUGCGGUGCUAACGGAUGCGGACUCCGCAUGGGCAGAUGGAAGCAUAGAUCUGAUUGUUGGAGACUCCCGCAAGAAAGCGAAGUAUGAAUCGCGAGAGGGCGGCUUCCUUGGAGCUAACAAGUUCAAGAAACAGACGCAGGACUUCAACUACACGGAUUUGCAGAGCUUCCUCCCCAAGCUGUACAUGGCUCGAAGGUCGUUUGAGGUUCAGAACAAACAGCUGAACGACCGCAAGCUGAGCACCUUCCUGUGUUGGGGAAGUGGGGUAGAAAACAUGGGCAUCAAAGGCCUCAUGAAGUUUCUCCAAGACUCGGCCCCGAAAGCCGUCAAAGAGCAGCCCAGUCAGGCUGCAUACACAGGCCGGACGGUGGCAAUCGAUGCCAGCAUGUGUCUGUAUCAGUUCUUGAUCAUGAUCAGAGAGAACAGGUCGGGAACGUACAACAAUCUCACAAAUGAGGAGGGACAGGUUACAUCUCACAUCAUUGGCAUGCUUACGCGCACGAUUCGAUUGAUGGAGAGUGGGAUCAAGCCCGUCUACGUCUUCGACGGCAAACCUCCUGAGAUGAAGUUGCUGGAGCUGGAACAGCGCAGGGCCAAGCGCCAGGAAGCCCAAGCCAAUCUGCAGGCAGCCAUGGAGGCUGGCGACUCCGAGCAGAUCUUGAAGAGCACCAAGGCGACGGUGAAGGUCACCAAAGAGCAGAACGAGGAAACCAAAAAGCUGCUCAGGCUCAUGGGUGUUCCCGUCGUAGAUGCCCCCAGCGAAGCCGAGGCGACCUGCGCCGCCCUCUGUCGUGACGGAAAGGUCUUUGCAGCAGCCACAGAGGACGCGGACUGCUUGACAUUCGGCACUAAGAUCCUUGUAAGGAACCUGAUGGCAGCAGAGUCGCAGAAAAAGACCAUUCUUGAGGUCAAUCUGGCGCUUGUGCUGGAGCAGUUGAACAUCACCAUGGACCAGUUCAUUGACUUCUGUAUUCUCUGUGGUUGCGACUACUGCGACACUUUGAAGGGUGUUGGUCCCAGCACGGCAAUCAAGCUUCUCAUGCAGCACGGGACGCUCGAGAAGGUCCUCGAAGCUUUGGGGCCCGAGAAGGUUCCAGCCAACUUUCGCUUUGAGGCUGCUCGGAUGUUCUUCAAGGAGUGCGAG
Molecule: messenger RNA, 1815 nt
Organism: Symbiodinium necroappetens
Lineage: Eukaryota; Dinophyceae; Suessiales; Symbiodiniaceae
Source: the annotation of a GenBank genome assembly